Molecule: messenger RNA, 1159 nt
Organism: Macrobrachium nipponense
Lineage: Eukaryota; Metazoa; Arthropoda; Malacostraca; Decapoda; Palaemonidae
Product: pro-resilin-like
Exons: 2
Coding region: 98-1099 (333 amino acids)
Cellular component (GO): extracellular region
Molecular function (GO): chitin binding
Source: RefSeq, a predicted model, not a curated record
UCAACUCACUGUAUCGCUUCUGCUUCUAUUUCCUUGUCAUCUUCUAAGGUUCCCUGUCUGCUGUCAAUUUCAUCUUUCAAAACUUGCCUUUCACAAAAUGAAGGCUGCUAUCACACUAGCUUUCCUUGGGUUGGUUGCAUGCCAAAGGCUCCCAUCAAGCAGCUAUGGAGCUCCAAAUGGCGGUUUGACCAAUGGCUUCGGAGGUUCAAACGGGGCUCCAAGCAAUGGCUACAGUGCUCCCAAUGGCAAUGGCUUCAGGGGCUCAAACGGUGUCCCAAGCAAUGGCUACAAUGCUCCAAAUGGUAACGGUGCCUCUAAUGGUUCUGGGGGUAGAAGAAAUGGCUUUAGAGGCUCCAACGGCGCUCCUAGAAACGGUUAUGCUGCUCCUCCAAGCAACAGCUAUGGUGCCCCAACCAAUGGCUAUGGAGUCGAUGCAGAAAUCGCUGCCUUGGCUGAAAAUAUCCCUGGAGGAGGUGUCCCAGGAGAGGACUACCCAAUCCUGGCCUCUGUCCCUGAUACCGGAUUCGACUGCAACGCCCAGAAUGUCCCUGGAUAUUACGCCGACACUGACCCCGAAGCUGGCUGCCAGGUCUUCCACAUCUGCCAGGACAGGCCCAGUGGACGCCGUCAGCAGGACUCCUUCCUUUGCCCCAACGGCACCAUCUUCAACCAACAGUACCUCGUCUGUGACUGGUGGUUCAACUUCGACUGUGCUGACGCUGAAGACUUCUACUCAGUCAACGAACUCAUUGGAGUAGACCCAAAUGCUGGCUAUGGUUACGGAAAUGGAAAUGGUAACCAAAACGGCAAUGGAAAUGGAAGAAACGGAUACAGCAAUGGUAAUGGGUCUAAUGGUAAUGGCAGAAAUGGAUCUAAUGGCAAUGGAAGAACUGGAUACAGCAAUGGUAAUGGCUCUAAUGGCAAUGGCAAUGGAAGAAAUGGAUACGGCAAUGGCAAUGCUUCCAACGGAAACAGAAGAAAUGGCCACAGCAAUGGCAAUGGUUCCAGAGGAAAUGGCAAUGGAGGAAAUGGAUACAACAAUGGCAAUAAUGGCAAUGGAGCUAAUGGUGUCUCUUCCUCUUAUGGAGUCCCUUUCUAAGCCCAGACUAAGCGUUCUAUGCUAAAUGCUGUCGAGCCUUUCUUAAAAGUUACCAAUAAC